Messenger RNA from Peniophora sp. CBMAI 1063, 900 nucleotides. NCBI's taxonomy places the organism in Eukaryota, Fungi, Basidiomycota, Agaricomycetes, Russulales, Peniophoraceae. The record is from the annotation of a GenBank genome assembly.
AUGUCUGAAUUUAUACUAGACGAAAUCGAGAUCUUCACUCCUGUGCAUGAUGUAUACCCAUUGAUAGAUCCCGCAUCGCAAUUCGCGAACCAGACUUUCAAGGACAAGGUUGUAAUCAUCACCGGAGGCUCUGUUGGAAUCGGAUACACCACGGCCCUCUUCUACGCUCGUGCUGGCGCAAAGGUCGUCAUCGUCGCGCGCCGCAUCGCGGUUCUCGAAGAGGCCAAGCAGAAGAUCGAGAAGGAGGUCAAGGGAGCUCAGGUCCAGGUCGUCGCUGGUGACAUCUCCGAGCCCGAGCUUGGCAAGCGCGUCGUGGAUGCAGCGGUGAAAGCUUGGGGCAGAGUCGACAUUGUGAUAGCCAACCAGUUCAGUGUUGUAGGUGGUCCUAUCGGCAAACUCGGAGACAAAGAUCCCGCGGCAUGGUGGAACACCCAAGUGGUCAAUGUUCGCGGAACUCUCAACAUCGUGCAUGCGGCACUUCCCGAGCUUCUCAAGACCAAAGGUCAGAUCAUCGCUACCACGUCGGCUGCGGCGCACGCUCGCUUCCCGCCAUUCAUGGAUUAUAGCGUCAGCAAACAUACUCUGGACCGCUUCAUCGAGAUCCUUGCUCUCGACUACCCGGAGAUAUCAUCAUACGCCGUUCAUCCUGGAGCUAUCGUCACGCCCGGUGCCACAACUACGUUGACCGAGAUGGGUCUCCAGGGCGUGCUCCCGCAGCCCGAUACAGUCGAGCUUGCUGCCGCGACGUUCCUCUGGCUCACAGGACGCAACGCUGAGUUCUUGAGCGGCCGCUAUGUGCAGGCCACUUGGGACCUCAACGAAGUUCUCGCCAAGAAGGACGAGAUUGUGCGAGACAACCUGCUCGUCACCAAGUUGGCAGGUCCCGCAAAGUCCGCGUAA